This is a messenger RNA of Peromyscus leucopus (white-footed mouse), 1269 nucleotides long. It is a transcript of the gene Cfap300, whose product is annotated as cilia and flagella associated protein 300. NCBI's taxonomy places the organism in Eukaryota, Metazoa, Chordata, Mammalia, Rodentia, Cricetidae. The record is from RefSeq and is a predicted model, not a curated record. The transcript has 7 exons. The coding region runs from base 129 to 932 and encodes 267 amino acids.
GCCCCCAACGGCGCCACGCCCCCAACGGCGCCACGCCCCCAACGGCGCCACGCCCCCUGAGCUUGGUGCGUCUCCUGCUGCUGUGUCUCUAUGGAAACGGCUACUGCUUUCCCCAAGCCACAAGCGGAAUGGCGGCUGGAGAGCCCGGUUGUCUCGGCGGCUUCUACUUCAGAUUCCUGCCUCAGAGAACCUUCCCGUCCCUGAGCAGCCGGGAGAUCACCAGCCGGCUCCGCCAAUGGUCCAUGCUGGGCAGAAUCCAGGCGCAGGCGUUCAGCUUUGACCAGACGUUCCAGCCCUACCAGAAGGAUGAUUUUGUCAUGGCUUUUUUCAAAGACCCAAAUGUUAUUCCAAAUUUGCAGUUACUCUCAGAUUCUUCUGGACAGUGGACCACAUUAGGAACUGAAGUGAAAAAUAUUGAAGCUAUAAAUGUUCCAUGCACACAACUUUCAAUGUCAUUUUUCCAACGGUUAUACGAUGAAAAUAUUGUACGAGAAAGUGGACACAUUGUCAAGUGCUUAGAUUCUUUCUGUGAUCCAUUUCUCAUUUCAGAUGAACUACGAAAAGUUUUGCUCAUAGAAGACUCUGAAAAAUAUGAAGUCUUCAGCCCGCUGGAAAGGGAUGAGUUCCUGUUUCGUCUCUUUAAGCACCUCUGCCUUGGAGGGUCUCUUUGUCAACAUGAAGAUAUGCUCAAGCCAUAUCUGGAGACGGCAAAGCUGAUCUAUAAGGACCUGGUGAGUGUUCGGAAACAUCCUCGAACCAAGGAAAUACAGAUUACCUCUUCUGUCUUUAAAGUGAAAGCCUACGACUCUGCUGGUGUGUGCUACCCUGCAGCUAAAGAGCACGAGCAGACCUUCUCUUACUUCAUUGUGGAUCCUAUCAAGCGUCACGUGAACGUCUUAUACCACUGCUAUGGUAUGGGUGAAAUGGCCUAGUCUCUUCAGUCACUAGUCUCUGUGUCAGCACUAGUGGAUGGAGGUGUGCUCUGGCAGAUCAGUUGAUUUCAAACUGAAACACUAAAGUGCCUCUCUCUACAUUUGCCCACACACUCCUGCAGGGAUCCCUGAAGGAACCUACACAGAGCAGAAAGUCACAGUUUGUUUGUUCUAUCAAGAUGCAGCCACAUUCUCAAUUUCCUAUAUUUUACAGUUGUUUGGGAGGCAAAGACGGACAGGUCUCCAUGAGUGUGUGGCCAACCUGACCUACAGAACUAGUGCCAGGACAGCCAAACCCUGUCUUAAAAAACGAAAUAAAUACAUAAAUUAAAUUAAA